Molecule: messenger RNA, 562 nt
Organism: Halichondria panicea
Lineage: Eukaryota; Metazoa; Porifera; Demospongiae; Suberitida; Halichondriidae
Product: protein YAE1 homolog
Exons: 3
Coding region: 61-501 (146 amino acids)
Source: RefSeq, a predicted model, not a curated record
GAUAGUUGUCUUGAUGUUUGUUUAUACAAGUAGGGAAAUCCCCUGACGACCUCUAGCCUCAUGGAAGGAGCUGUGGAUGUCGAUGUUGAAUUUGAUGGAGAUUCUGACAUUUUAGCAGCAGGCCAAGACUUCAGCAGAGUAGCCAGAACCCAUACCAAGGCUGGUUACAAAGAUGGCUGUGCUGGAGGUCACGAUAUCGGUGUACAGGAGGGCUUUAUUGAGGGCCUGAGAGUUGGUUGCCAAGAGGCAUUGCACUGGGGAAGAGUCAAGGGAACUAUUCAGGCAAUGCUGCUUCUGUGUCAACCUGACUCAGACGCUUGUGCAGAAUUGAUGCAGCUAUUGGAAGAAUUGGAGGUCAAAGAUCAGAAGCAGUUACCCGUGUCUCAACAAGACACUGAGACGUGCUUGCGGAUAGGGGAUGUGAUGAACUUUGAACCUAGCGAUGAACUGAGAGAAAUAAUUACUAGAUUAGAUGCAAUUAAAGAAUCAUUUUUAUUGUAAUAUGUAUUCAUUUUGGUGGUUUUAUAGUGAAGGAAAAGAAAUAUCAAGCCAAGAAAUAAAA